GCAAAGUGAAGCGGAAGCAAUUGAGGUAAGAAGGCCUCGCCUUUGAAGGUGCCAGGCACCACACAAACGCCAGCGCACGCGGCAGCGAGCGCCCAGGACCUCGAACCCUCGUUCCGCACGCGCGACCGGGGUUUGGGCUGCCUCCCGCCGCGUCGCCAUGGCCACGGCCGCUGCCCCCGAGAGUGAGGACCCCCAGAGGCCCACUGAUACUGCCGCCGGCGCGCUCCUGGCCUGCCUGAGCGACGCCUGCGCGAGCCCGGCGGCCGCCUACCGCCCGGCGCCGCCCGACGCCGUCGCGGCCGCCGUCGCGCUGCUCGCGCGUCCCGCGGCCCAGAUCUCGAGCGACGACGACGACUCGUCCAAAACCUCGAGCCUGCACGGCUCCGAGAGCUCGAAGUCGCUGAGCUCGAGCCCGCCGCCGUCGCAGCGCGAAGCGACCGAGCAGUCGAGGAAGGACAUCCGCCGGGAACGCAACCGCCAGCACGCGCGGGUCUCUAGGGAACGCAAGCGGAAAAAGAUGCAGUCCCUCGAGGAGGAGAACGUCGCGCUCAAGGCGCGCGUCGCCGAGCUCGAGGCCGCGCUGGCCGCGCGCUGACCCCCCUUCUCGCUACUUAAUUAUCUUCUUUAGUC
Molecule: messenger RNA, 630 nt
Organism: Pelagomonas calceolata
Lineage: Eukaryota; Pelagophyceae; Pelagomonadales; Pelagomonadaceae
Source: the annotation of a GenBank genome assembly